Penicillium maclennaniae is the source of this 1521-nucleotide messenger RNA. RefSeq lists its product as uncharacterized. Bases 1 to 1521 code for a protein of 506 amino acids. The record is from RefSeq and is a predicted model, not a curated record. NCBI's taxonomy places the organism in Eukaryota, Fungi, Ascomycota, Eurotiomycetes, Eurotiales, Aspergillaceae. The transcript has 3 exons.
AUGACUACUGCGCCCCCGGUACCUCACCCUGUCAGCGACAGUGGAAUGAACGGCCAUGGUCAUCAUGGUAUGCCACGCUAUCAUCCCAUUGCAAUGAAUCCAAAUCCCCCACCUCAUCCAUCAAUGCCUCCGCCGGAGCAGAUGGUGCAAAAUCAUCAUUUCCGCCAUUUUGCACCGCCGCCAUUGCACGAUCAUCAUCCACAUGCCGCUCCCUCGCCGGUGCCGCAACCGCCAAGUCCGAGUUCAUUGGAGCAGAUUGAAGUUCGCCUACGACAGUUGGAACAUGAAGAGAUGAAUCGAAUGGCUGCCCGCCACCAUAUCCUUGCAGUGCGCAAGCGGGAAGACGAAGAAUUUCGCAGAUUAACAGAAAGCGCCGAGGCCGAAGAAGAGGACCUGCGAAGGCAAAGAAAGAGGAUUAAGAGAGAGUCGAUGGGCUUGGUUCAGAAUUCUACAGUCGACUCGCCGCCAUUGCGGCCUACACCACCUCGCCGGUUGUCAGAGACCAGCGCGGCUACAACGCUCGCUUUCUUUAAGCAGCAGAGCCCACCAGAGCCUCGUCAAACUCCUCUUCCUGUAUCACAACCUCCACCCCCACCUUCUAUGCCCCCGCCGGCUCAUAUGCACCCUCAAUCUCAUCAACCUCAUCAAAAUCAUCAAAAUCAUCAGCCUCAUCAGCCUCAUCAGCCUCAUCAACCUCACCCACCUCACCCACCUCACCCACCUCACCCAUCUCACCAAGCCCAUCAGCCUCAUAACCCUCCCCCGCCUCCGCCUCCCCCAACUCAGCAGCACUCUAUUGCUCCGCAUGAUUCUUCUACUGGCCUUAGUUCUAUUCGACGCAAGCAAAAGUACACUAUCAAGAAUGUUGAAGCCUGGGGUGAGCGCCAUGGCCGUCCCGCGGCGCAUGAUCCAUCUGGCCGCGCCUUAUGGAAGCGGCCAUCUGAUGGAAGCCUAGUCUAUCUCACAUGUCCUAUUGCAGGGUGCGGGAAAUCAGACUUCGUCACCCUCCACGGAUUCAUGUGCCAUUUGACCAAAAAACACAAAGACCGCACAUUGGGCAGCCAGUCACGCGCCCUCGAACUCUGCGGCAUUGUUUACGACCCUAAUGCUCCUCUCCCACCCACUAGGGCCAGCAACCGCGCGUCUACGGAGGGGAGCCCCGCAGCAAUGGACCAUGAUAGCGAACAGCGAGAUGACGAGCUCGACUCCGAGGACGAAGAAAUGGAUGACGACCGCCGGGAAGAGUCAUAUCGAACGCAGAAGACUCCCCCCCUACCUCUUGACAUCUCGACGCCCCCCAAACCUACUAUCAAUGGAUCUAUUAAGCAGUCCAUUUCCUCCAUUAUCGACCGCACUCCGGAACUGGAGCCGCGGGAAGCCCUUGCAUCCCUGCCGGCUUCAGAAAGCAUCUCUCAAGGGCCAAUGCCAUACCCCGAACAGACAGUCCCCGCUAAGCGCAAAUACGAGUACUCACCUGAGAAGGAGAACACGAAGCCGAAGGAGGGCUCUACAACUGAAUAG